UCCGGGUUCAGUCUUGUUUAAGAUAAUUUCCCAAUGUUCCAUUUUAUGUUGGUUCUUGCAGAACAUAAUGUGAAUUUUGCACAUGUUUUUGUGUCGGAUCGUGCCGCUGAUGGAAAGGGGCAAAGCAGUGGCACAACUAACAAAGACAACAACUCAUCUUUUUAUCAUAACGAAACGGUGGAGCCUAGCUACCUCAGCUCAUCUAUCUACUAUGGUGGCCAAGAAAAUUAUUCUCCAGGGAACAAAACCCUUUGUGCACCCCACUACUUCAAAAAGGAUGGGGAAGAUGAUGAUCCAAAUGGGAACAACUCUAGUGGUGCUUCAAGAGGUAAUUGGUGGCAAGGCUCACUGUACUACUAACAUCUCAGUCAAGAACAAUGCUGUAAGGUAU
Messenger RNA from Hibiscus syriacus, 391 nucleotides. RefSeq lists its product as uncharacterized. NCBI's taxonomy places the organism in Eukaryota, Viridiplantae, Streptophyta, Magnoliopsida, Malvales, Malvaceae. The record is from RefSeq and is a predicted model, not a curated record. The transcript is spliced from 3 exons. The coding region runs from base 34 to 360 and encodes 108 amino acids.